AUGGGAAACCCAAAAGACUUCCCCAAGGCGGAGCAGGUCGCUGCCGAAUACACAUCUACCAAAAGCAAGUUCACCAUCCAGGCAGACGGCAAAGUCUUGCUCAAGAUUACCUUCUUGUCGCCGAUCACCCCGAAGGACUUAAGGCGUCAGUCGUUGAUCUUCUCGUACAUGCAGGUGGAAAUAGCAUCUAUCGAUGGCAGGGAACACGACGUUGACCUAUACACGGAUAUUAGCGGUGCGGAAUGGAGCACCGGUAGCACUCCUGAUGGUGUCAAGUACCACAAAGUCUGGAAGCAAGACCAGUGGUUGUUCAACGAGUGGGACGACCAAGCUGAGUGGGGCAACAUCUACUAUGCCACCGACGAUUCGAUUAGCCUGAGCUAUCAAUCCGGCUCCGAUGACGAUGUUCGUGGUGCCUUCAGCAGGACUGGAAAGCUGGAAAAUUCACAAGACACUGAUUUCAGAGCUAUCAACGACCGAUGGCCUGUUUUUGCAUAUGCUGUCGAUCUGGGGACUGUUGGCACCAAGCCUACGUCGAACUUGUUCACUAUCGGUCUGUGUCAGGACGACGCGAUUCAAUUCUCUGGAGACGAUGUCCUCAAACCUGUUCCUUCGCUUUGGAAAGAUGAAUUCGGGAAUGAUACAGCCGCACUAUCGUUCUUCCACAAAGAUUACACAGAGUCGAGUAAACUCUCGUCGGAGCUAGAUGAUCAGAUUUCGAGAGACUCCAAGGCAGCUGGCGGCGACAACUACGCCAUCCUCACCACCCUCGCCACCCGUCAAGCCUUUGCUGCGGCCCAGCUUGUCGGCACCAAGGACAAACACUACCUCUUCCUCAAAGAGAUCUCAUCAAACGGUAACAUGCAGACCAUCGACGUGAUCUACCCCGCCACCCCAAUCUUCUACUACACCAACCCAGAGCUCGUAAAGCUCAUGCUCGACCCACACUUCAUAAACCAAGAAAGCGGCCACUACCCCAAUAAAUCCGCCAUGCACGAUCUCGGCACACACUACCCCAACGCCACCGGCCACGAUGAUGGGCAGGACGAAUCCAUGCCCGUCGAAGAAUGCGGCAACAACAUGAUCAUGAUGCUCGCCUACGCUCAACUCUCUGGAAACAUCGACUACAUCAAGGCCCACUACAAGAUCCUGAAACAAUGGGCCGAGUAUUUGAUUGACUUUAGUCUCUUGCCCGCCGAGCAGUUGUCUACAGAUGACUUCGCUGGCCACAUGGUCAACCAGACCAACCUCGCGCUCAAGGGCAUCGUCGGCCUCGGCGCCAUGGCGCGCAUGUCCAGCCUGGUCAAUGAAUCCUUCGAUGCACAGAAAUACGCCUCCAUUGCCAAGGACUACAUCACCCGCUGGUCGAUGCUCGCCCUCGACACUUCCACCGACCUACAUCACACCACGCUGAAUUAUGGAAACGUAAGCACCUAUAGCCUGCUGUAUAAUUUGUACAACGACCGCCUCCUCAACCUCUCGCUCGUCCCGGAAUCGGUUUACGCCGUGCAAGAUAAGUUCUACCCAAGCGUCGCGCAGACCUACGGCGUCCCGCUCGACACGCGAAACAAGCACUGGACGAAAUCCGACUGGCAGAUUUUCUGCGCCGCGGUCGCGGGGCCAAAUACGAGGAAGAUGUUUGUUGAUGCGAUUGCCAAGUGGGUCGGCGAAACGAGCAGUCGCAAUCCCAUGAGCGAUUUGUAUAAUACGCAUGAUGGGACACAGGUGGAGGGAAUUGAUUUCAAGGCUAGACCAGUUGUUGGCGGGUUGUUUGCGUUGCUGCUGGUGGAUGGGGAGGGGUAUAGGGCGCCGCAGAGGGUGUUGGAGUGAGCGUGAGUGUGUGUGUGAAGGUGGACGGAUUGAAGGGCGACAAUGAGACUAGUGUCUGGGUGAGAGUGUGAGCACGGCAUUGCUUAUGCUUCAAUACUCUCUGAUUGAAAGUAUACCUUUUGCUAUCUUG
This is a messenger RNA of Parastagonospora nodorum SN15, 1960 nucleotides long. RefSeq lists its product as hypothetical. The coding region runs from base 1 to 1830 and encodes 609 amino acids. Gene Ontology annotation, biological process: carbohydrate metabolic process. The record is from RefSeq and is a predicted model, not a curated record. The transcript has 3 exons. Lineage: Eukaryota; Fungi; Ascomycota; Dothideomycetes; Pleosporales; Phaeosphaeriaceae.